UUGAUUGAUUGAUUGAUUGAUUUAGUCCUACUCGGUUUCAGCCGCGUUUUCACCGCAGCUAUGCCCGGCAUGGCUGGCGUAGCCAACAGCCGACGCCGCGCAGACGUUAAUCCGCGCCGCCCCACGUCACUCCCUUAUGGGAGCCAGCUGUUCCUAGAGGCCUGCCGUUUCCCCUCCACCACUAUCUACAAUCUGGCUGCCACCUCAUCUAGAUAAUGGCUCUACUAACAGUAUGCUGUGCUUAUAGGUUCGUAGAGGCGUGCUGCCUCAUGUUUUGCGGCCGCGAUACCUACAGUCUCCCCCCAGCGCUCGGCUGUCGUCUACGCGUCUUCGAUCCCAACAUGCCCAAGGAUCUGCGCUUGUUCUACAAACUGGAUGGCUUUGGUGGCUAGCUGUGGCUUACUUAGGAUAGCCCGGAGGUUGUUUCGUCCACGGAGGUUGCCGAAUACCUGGUUCCGGAGGUCCUUAAGCGUCCUGCAGUGGAGCAGGAUGUGGGCGACAGUCUGUCGCCUCUCCCCGCACUGGCAGCGGGGGCUGGUAACCCCUGGCACUCUUUGGGUGAAGAGAAAGUCGCACAGGCCUAUCUUCUCGGUGCGCAGCUGCACUAGCAGCGCGCUCUGUCGUUUAGUAAGGCCUUCGUGGAUCUGAAGU
Bipolaris sorokiniana ND90Pr is the source of this 651-nucleotide messenger RNA. RefSeq lists its product as uncharacterized. The transcript has a single exon. The coding region runs from base 61 to 216 and encodes 51 amino acids. The record is from RefSeq and is a predicted model, not a curated record. Lineage: Eukaryota; Fungi; Ascomycota; Dothideomycetes; Pleosporales; Pleosporaceae.